AUGAGCCUUGUUAAAACCAAUUAGGGCUUUAAAGAUAUUACAACUCAAGUACAAGUGAUUUUCGCUCCAAUUCUCGCACAAUCGACCUUGAUUUUCGCACCACCAAAGUUCCAUUGAAGCUCUACAUCGAAACUUAUCACUCGGGCAAUUGACCUCCAUAAGAUUGCGAUUGCAACAUUGCGAUUUGGGGGCUGAACCAUCAACCAUACCAGGAUGUCCAUGUCGGGGUCGGGAAGCGGAAGUUCCGACAAUGAACCUUCGGCUAAGAAGCUCAAAUUUCUGAUGUCGGAGUCGGAGUUGGAGUUGGAGUUGGAGUCGGAGUCGGAGUUGGAAAGCGAAAAUUCUGACAAUGAAUCUUUGACAAAGAAGCCCAAAAUUGUGCAGGACCCUAUUACUGAUGAACUAGCUCAUCUGGAAGCAACUGAGGAAGCUGCAUUAAAAUCAAUAAUCUGGAAUAGGUGCUCGUAUAUUCUGGAAUUGUGCAAGAAACUAUCCGAUCAACUUUACCAUAGAGUGCUUGAUAGAGCUGCCAUGCUGGUUUGCUUGAUCUAUGACAAGAGAGGACCACUUUACGAGGCUUGCAAGUGGAUUGUCUGUAAGAAAGUUGAUCAUGAUAGAUACUCUCUUUUGAACGAAAAUGAUGUUGCUGCUUUAUUGUUGGUAAAGCUUUUAUGUUUUGAUGGAUUUAGACAUUCAGUUGCAAUUUCUGUGAUAAUUCUAUUCCUUCUGAUGUUUACUUUUGACAUGCAGAUGUAUUGGAGUUUACCGGAUAGGAAGCCUUAUUUAGAUUUUUAUGACAAGGAAUUUGUGAAGAGUGCUAUUGAUGAUGACAUUCAGGAAGCAAUCAGAAAGGCGAAGCUUUUUCCGAGAUUGACGGUUGAUCAAUAUACUUGUUUGCUGAUAGAGAUGGUUAGGGCGAAAGUCAGGAAUGGCUGGAUCUUCUGCUCACCAAAGCUGAGGAGACAAUUGAUAUAGCCUCAUACGCUUAGAUGCUAGUUCAAUAGAGGAUUUAAUGGGGAUAUUCACAGACUG
Beta vulgaris subsp. vulgaris (sugar beet) is the source of this 1032-nucleotide messenger RNA. RefSeq lists its product as hypothetical. The transcript is spliced from 8 exons. Bases 214 to 975 code for a protein of 253 amino acids. The record is from RefSeq and is a predicted model, not a curated record. NCBI's taxonomy places the organism in Eukaryota, Viridiplantae, Streptophyta, Magnoliopsida, Caryophyllales, Amaranthaceae.